This is a messenger RNA of Penaeus monodon (black tiger shrimp), 543 nucleotides long. RefSeq lists its product as uncharacterized. Bases 1 to 543 code for a protein of 180 amino acids. The record is from RefSeq and is a predicted model, not a curated record. Lineage: Eukaryota; Metazoa; Arthropoda; Malacostraca; Decapoda; Penaeidae. The transcript is spliced from 2 exons.
AUGGAUAAGAGCGUUUGUGUGAUCUUCAAAUUAUAUUUCUUUGGUUGGUUAUUAGAAAAAGCACGCUUGGAAUACUUAGAAUACUUAGGAUGCAUUAUAAGUUUCUCCAAUAUUUGCAUCAGUGUUUCGAAAAUAUUUAUGAACGACUUCUUUAUGUACUUAGAUGAGUAUUACCAAGGGAUCACUACUGAUAUAUCUACCCACUUAUUGUAUCUCGAAGACACACUAAAAAGACUACCCCGGACGAUUAAAUCGUCCAUUGGUGAAUACACCUAUGAUUUAUCAUCUACUUCUGGUUCCCAACCUGGAUUACUGUAUGGCUUCACAAAAGUACACAAACCUAAUAUUCCACUUAGACCCAUUAUUUCAUCCAUUGGCACAUUCAAUUAUAAUACUGCUAAAUUUCUGGUUCCCAUCUUGUCUCCUUUAACUACCAAUAAGUAUACCACUGAUAAUUCCACAACCUUUGCUAAUGAAAUCACAUCCCUAGACCCCAAACAACCCGUCACUAUGGCAAGUUUUGACGUGGAAUCGCUGUUCUAG